AUGAAGGAACUUCUGGUACUGGCCGCCUUAGUGGCACUCAGCUACAGUCAGGACGGUGGCAACAAAUGUAACUAUCCAGCCACUGGUACUGAGACACUGCAAAACGCCGUACCUAUCAAGAACUUCCAUACCUCUGGAGCGGAUUUCGUCAGACCGGCUUGGUGCAUCACACACUGCAAGGAUAGAAAAUCGAUUAAAGCCGCCAUGGACUUUCAGACAGCCGACGGUGCACCAUCACUCACAGUAAAGAGCUACAGUAUGCCCAAUGAGAAACGCGUUAUUGAAGCCUUCACAAAAGAAGGGCAGAGAGCUGACGACGAUUUCAAUUUCUGCAUAGAUCCUGACGUUUCUGACACGGCUGAUCAGGUCUUCACUCAAUAUCACGGGCGUGGAGAAUAUUGCUGA
Ostertagia ostertagi is the source of this 405-nucleotide messenger RNA. The record is from the annotation of a GenBank genome assembly. Lineage: Eukaryota; Metazoa; Nematoda; Chromadorea; Rhabditida; Trichostrongylidae.